Pochonia chlamydosporia 170 is the source of this 1176-nucleotide messenger RNA. Its product is annotated as transcriptional regulator. Lineage: Eukaryota; Fungi; Ascomycota; Sordariomycetes; Hypocreales; Clavicipitaceae. Gene Ontology annotation, cellular component: nucleus. The record is from RefSeq and is a predicted model, not a curated record. The transcript has 2 exons. The coding region runs from base 1 to 1176 and encodes 391 amino acids.
AUGGCGCCAACAACAACUGAGCUUGAAGAAGCUCUGAUCACCGGCACACACCAGGUUUUCACCGCUGAGCCUGAUGCGACGACAGUUAAUAAAGUUCGAAAACAUGUCGAAGAAUCCAUGGACCUAGAGGAUGGCUUCUUUUCGAGCGGAGAUUGGAAACAAAAAAGUAAAGCCCUUAUUAAAGAAUAUGUUGACAAGUUACUAGAGGGCUGGGUGCCGGAAUCAAAACAAGAAACGCAAUCAAAGAAUGGCACCAAACGACAAGCUUCUGAAGACGCUCCCUCCCCACCGAAACGACAGAAACAAACAUCCCAGAACGGCAAGCCUACGAAGCACGACAGGAAGUCCCAGGGCAGUGAUGACGAAACAGACCAGAAAUCAAGUAAAGCAUCGUCGCGUCGUAAGUCUAGCACCGUUGACGAUUUGGACAAAGAAAUGGGCGAAGAGUCUCCACAACACAAGAAGCAGAAAGAUGGAAAUAAGGGCGCAGCUCCCAAGGCGCAAAAGAAAUCACCAUCUAUAGACGAAGGCGAUGAUUCUGGCGACGAUGCCAUGUCUUCGAUCAAGGUCGAACUUUCAAAUCCGGCUGUGGACGAAGAAGAAGAUUACUCAGAUGUCAUUGAUGAGGCACCGAAACCAAAACGAAAGAAGAAGGAGCGCAAAGACUCGUCUGCUAAACCGUCCAAACCCAAAGUUAAGAAGACGACCGAGUCAACACCAGAUGACCCCAACGAGGCGGAAAUCAAGAGACUUCAAUCCCAAUUAGUCAAAUGUGGAAUCAGAAAAUUAUGGCACAAUGAGCUCAAGAAAUAUGGGGAUGACGCGAGAGCCAAAAUCCGGCACCUCAAGAAAAUGCUGGCGGAUAUAGGGAUGGACGGUCGUUUCUCGGAGGCAAAGGCGCGCGAGAUUAGAGAAACAAGGGAACUCCUGGCUGAGGCUGAGGCCGCACAAGAGAUGAACGCCCUGUGGGGGAUGGACGCAGGCGGUCGUGCGAGUCGGAGUAAAAAUAAGUCUUUGAAACUCGAGGAAAGCGAAGGCAGUGAGGUCGAAGACGCUGGUCAAGUCAAAGCCGACGAAGACGACGAUGACGAUGACGAAGCCACUUCAUUUGCGGCUAGGCGCAGGCGCGCUCAAGCCGACCUGGCGUUCCUUGGAGAUGAUAGCGAAUCAGAUUGA